Molecule: messenger RNA, 906 nt
Organism: Paramuricea clavata
Lineage: Eukaryota; Metazoa; Cnidaria; Anthozoa; Malacalcyonacea; Plexauridae
Source: the annotation of a GenBank genome assembly
AUGACAAACAUGACUGAAACGUAUGUUGAUUCUCAGGAAAACCAUGGACCAGCAGUGCAAUAUUACACUUGUGAUAUCUGCGAUAUUUCUCUUGAUAACGAUGAGCGGCUAGUCUCGGAACACAAAACACUUCAUGCGGAAACCAGUUUGCAUAAAUGUGAUGAUUGUGACAAGAUAUUUCCUUCAGUUAAUGCAUUGGAAGCUCACAUGGAAAGGAAUGCCAAAGUGGCGCAAAAGGAAAAAAAAUGUCACAAAUGCAAUUACUGCAGCAAGAAAUUUCACUCCUCGAAAGACUUGGCAUGUCAUAAAAUCACACAUACGGCCGUUUUCGAAUGCGUCUCUUGUAAUGAACAAUUUCCAAAUGCAGCCGAACUUCGCAUGCACAGAAGAACACAUACGGUGCACAAAUGCGAUAUUUGCGGGAAGUUUUUUGCGGGUUCGUCCGGAUUAACCCGUCAUAAGAGAACACAUACGGGAGAAAAACCGUUCAAAUGUGACGUGUGCGAAAAAGGUUUCACGCAGUCUAUUCACCUAAUAGGUCAUAAAAGAACACAUACUGGAGACAAGCCCUACGCGUGCGAUGCAUGCCCCAAGGCGUUUCGCUUAUCGGGCGAUUUAUUGCAUCAUAAGAGAACGCAUACUGGAGAAAAAUCGUUCAAGUGCGACGAGUGUGACAAGGCAUAUUAUGUUGCGAGUCAACUGACGCGUCAUAAAAGAGCACACACAGGCGAUAAACCUUUUAACUGUGGUGUCUGCGGGAAAUCCUUUGCCUACUCAGGUGCAGCUGCAAAACAUCGUCGAACACAUGAAAAAGGAACGACGUUCAUCUGUGACAUUUGUGAAGGGAUACUUUCAAGCGCAGACAGCCUAGAACUGCAUAAGAAAUCGCACGAUGGUGGCAAUUAG